UACUGAACCAGAACUUUAUAUCAGUGUACGCAUUUUUCACCAGCACAAAGGUCUGUAACUUGCACUACAUUUAAUUGAAUUAUUCACUCGAAAAAUGUGGACGUAAACAUCAUUGGUGUUGGAGAGAAAUGAGCUAAAUCCAGCUCCAGUCAGCGUCCAGUCCGUCCUAAAUGCUGCACAACGGAAUAACAACACACUUUUCCAACAGCUGAACUUUUAAGGUGCAUUCAAGUAACUCUGGUACACUGGAUUGUCCAUCUUCCAAAAAUAACUAAUGUUAUUUAAAAUAUUUUAAAUAAGACAAUGCAAAGUCUUAUUUAAAAAAAAUCUUAGGAAACGAUAUCAUCCACUCAUCCAGUCAGUUUUACAGCGGCCACUUUCUGUUUGUUUCUCUCGAUUGGAAGGAACUGAAAACAUACUGAGACUUUAAAUAAUACUGAACCUUGAUUUUUGUGUACAUUUGUAGUCCUAGUCAAACGGGUUUAUACUGACAUUAUUACAAACAAUUCAAAAUGCCAAACUCUUCCCCUCCACACAAUUCUAACCAAAAGUUCCUGGUAAAAGAGAAAACAUCUAUUUCUCACCUGCUGUCUUUUUUGGGUUAAAUUUCUACCCUGAUGACUUCUUUUUACCCUGACAAAUACAGUCGAAACAGGGGGGUAAUAAUGACCCCAGAAAAGUUCCCUGGUUAGUGAAAACUGGGGUAGUUUUCUACACACCAGUGGCUAGAUACAUGCAAGAAAACAGCUUUUGAAAACCUGUCCAUCGUGGGGUUGGUUAUCCAAACAUGGUUUUUUGUUUGUUUGGUUUUUUUUGCCCAGCAGUUUUUUACUUUUACUACCAUAGAUUCAUUAUAUUUACAAUAAAACAGCAAACAACGGCUGUUUAGAUUAACAUGGCUACUCUCCCAAAGAUUGUGGGGAACAAAAAUUACAAUUGGUAGGAGAGUGACUGAGUCGGAGAGGAUCCAUCAGUGUGAACUCUCCUCUAUGUUUACAUAGGGGAAGGAUGGCCAUAAUGAGGUUGCUAGACGACCUGUGCAGCAACAGGAAACAGGAUGUUUAAAUAGACACUGGUUGCUUUUUUUUUUUUUUUUUUUUUUUACAUUUUUUUUAAACAUUUAAAGAUCAUAUCCACUAAUGUGACAAACUUAUUGCCAAAUACUGAUGCGCUUUGUUUGUGAAAGCUAAGCGUUUAGAUAGAGCUGCCACUCCAAAAAGUCUGUGGGAUUGCCCUUCUUUAUUUAUUUUUUCUUUCUUUCUUCUUUUUCUACCGUAUCUAAAUAUAAGACGGUGACAAAUAGUCCAAAUAGCCUACAGUAGCAACCCAACUGUGAUGUGGGGGUGGUGCGGCUCUAUCUCCAAAAGUCUCCUCUGUUGGAUCCGGAGUGCGUCAAGAGAAGGUCGCAGAGUGCCUCAGCUGCCGCGCGCGGCCGACUGUCCCCCUUUCAUCUAGUUACCAUGAAGAGACAAAACGCCAGGACGCUCGCCCUCAUCGUCAGCAUCCUCACCUACCUGGUGGUCGGGGCGGCCGUCUUCGAGACCCUGGAGUCCAAACAGGAGAAAACUCACAAGAGGAGGCUGGACGCCAGGAAGUACGAACUCAUGCGCAAAUUUAACUUGACCAAAGCGAACUUCGAGGAGCUCGAGCUCGUCGUUUUGCAGCUCAAACCUCACAAAGCCGGAGUCCAGUGGAAAUUCGCGGGCUCCUUUUACUUCGCCAUCACUGUGAUCACGACCAUAGGUUACGGCCAUGCAGCGCCCAGCACCGACUCAGGGAAGAUGUUCUGCAUGUUCUAUGCCCUGCUUGGGAUCCCGCUCACCCUUGUAAUGUUCCAGAGCCUGGGAGAGCGCAUCAACACGUUCGUCAGAUACCUGCUGCAUCAAGCCAAAAAGUGCCUGGGAAUGCGUCAGACCGAGGUCUCCAUGGCGAACAUGGUGACGGUCGGCUUCUUCUCCUGCUUGAGCACUCUGUGUGUGGGCGCCGCGGCGUUCUCCCACUGCGAGGGAUGGAGUUUCCUGCACGCCUUCUACUACUGCUUCAUCACGCUCACAACCAUCGGUUUUGGAGAUUACGUGGCCCUGCAGAGGGACGACGCGCUUCAGAACGACCCGCGCUACGUGGCUUUCUGCUUCGUCUACAUCCUCAUGGGCCUGACGGUGAUCGGGGCGUUCCUGAAUCUCGUCGUGCUCCGCUUCCUGACCAUGAACACCGAGGAUGAGCGGCGGGACGCCAAGCAGAAGGCCUUGAUGACCGUGGGCAAGCCCCGAGGGGAGGUGGCUCGUCUUCUACCGCUCUCGACCUCAACCUCGUCCACCGUCGUAGCCAACAACGCCACAAAGGCUAAAGAUUUAAAAGGUGCUUACACCGAGGUUUUGCAUUUCCAAACGAUAUGCUCCUGCUUGUGGUACAGAAGCAAAGAGAAGCUGCAGGGCUCCAUACCCACCAUGAUCCCUCAGGAGAUGACUUUCUCAGAUGCCUACUUGCAGCAGAACAGUAACUGUCCUCACUACAUGGAUCCUGGAUCAACAGGGUGUGUGUGCAGUCCACGUCAAUGCACCAGCAUAAGCUCCAUAACAACAGGCCUACACAUUCUGUCUCCAUUCAAUCUGUUUAAAAGACGCAGCUCCGUUUAGCCUUUCACAGCAACUGAAGAACAACACUUAACUGCAACUAGAUGUACGUGGUGCUACAAUCCUGGUAUUCCAAGAGUAUAAUGCGCAAAAAAAAAAAGAAGGAGUAUGCACACAGCAAAGUCUUGAUCAAAUAUGUAAUGCAGACAGAACAGCAAACAAAGGGUUUCCUUUUGAGGCUUUGUGUGGGUGUGUGUGUGUGUGUGUGUGUGUGUGUGUGUGUGCUCAACGGAGUUAGGUCCAACCGGUUUGGUGUCACGUGGGUCACGACACAUGAACACAACGUGGUGCAUGUUGUGCCUAUCGGAUGCUUGGCCGGUGAAAUCAACAGUGAGGUGACGGUGAAAUGAAGAGAAACAAGAACUGAAUCUUGUUUUCCCUGCAGCAAAGAAGGAUUUUGGGUUUUCAUUAACGAGCGUGGCAUUACUUCCUAAAUGUUUCCUUCAUUCAUUCUGUUCCUUCAUUUUUUAAGUUUAGAGGUGUAUCGAUAUAUCCAGCUCACAGGACAAGGCGAGUUUAUGAGACAAGAUUUUAACAAUAUUGUUGUUAUAAAGAAUCUCCAUUUUUGUUCCACAGAUAUAGCAAAGGUUUCAUAAACCACUUUUCUUUCUCUCUCUCUGUGUUAUCAGAGUACAGUCAAGGUUUGCAGUCAAGGUUUGACAAUUAGAUAUAUUUUUAUGGUUAUGCUCUAAGGUGACCCUGAUGCGAACAAGAGAUAAGCAAAUGUCAACCUGCUUUGUUAAAGAUACUAUAAAAAGCCCUUUUUGCUAAAUGGAAAGCAACUCAGUUAGCACCAUUAGCGGCUAACCGUUAGCCAGAUAUGUAAACCUUUGCAUUAUAUCACUAUAUUAAAACAUCUAUAGGCUUCUUCAAAAUAAUUUUGGAUUUUACCUGCUCCAUAGGGCAACUCAAGAACGGCUUCCUUUUCUGCUGGUGUCAGACUUAAAUCACAAACUUUCAUAUCAGGAGUCCAGAAUAACCACUGGCACUUAUUUCACCUGACAAGGCCACUAGCUGGAGUUCUUGCUAGACGGGCUUUGAUGAGAAAUGUGGUGGCAUUUUAUGAACACCAGACUUCACGUCAUAAACCUUUACUUUGAAGACAUUACAGUUUGUGAGAAUUUGUGACCCAUCAGAACUUCACCAAGUCUGGAACAGGAGACCAACUUCACAUGAGUCACAUCUGUAGCUGCCCCCGUUACCAGUGCUCUCCAACCAAAUUGCUGGUGCUAGUCACAAACUUACGUAAUUUGUCAGGUGGAAAAGUCUAAAAACAAUGUGACCACUGACAACAACACACUGAAAUGUCCUUUAGUUUGCAUUUGUUUUACCCUGAAAGUAAACAAAGUGAGUUGAGUUUGAUCACAUUCCUCUUCAGUUUGCCUUAAUCAGCUUGAUGGACUGUAUUUACUGGAGGUUAAGGUGUCUUGGUUCAUUUUCUUUCAUUUGUCUGGUUGACUGGUAGCUAAACUGUAAUAUUUAGAUGUUUGAUGUUCUUCCCAUAUCGCAAGAAAAUCCCCAAAGCAGGAGCUGGAAACAAAACAAAAUGCAUUGCGGUCCAGUAAUUAUCUAGCAUAUUUGUAACAUUUAUGUACUGAAUAAUAUUUAAAGAAAUAUUUAAUAUAGAAUUGUCCGUCAAUCUGAAGAAAUUGAUCAAGCAUUUUAAAAUGGCUGAAGAAAACACCCCAUAAAACACAAAUGAGUAUCUAAGGACACUUCACUUCACUUUUAAAUGAUUCUAUUUGAUUUCUUGCCUACAAAAACCAUAAAUACACUCAUUCUGAUUUCUCAGGGAUAUUUUAAAAAAUUUUAAAGAAGAUUCUUUAUUAUGUUAUCAUAAACAAUAGCAUCUGUAGUAAAAUGCUUGCUGUGCUCGUUGAGGAAUAAUUGGUAGAAGCUAGUCAGGCCCAUCCCAAUUUUAGCUAAUUUGAACAAUUCAUACUGAAACGAUUAUUAUCAAUUUGAUACAAUGCUAUGCUCGUCGAUAUUAAUUUUGUUGCUGUUUUCUCAAACUACUCUGUGUUACAAUGCUACAACAUGGAGGCUGCUAGCUGUAUGAAUCUGCCGUAUCAGCUGCGACUCGUCAAUCGGCUCUCACUAGUUCACUUUCACCACUCAAACUUCUUCACUCGCUUUUCUACAAACCUAUGCCAAUAAGACAUCUUUCUGCUACAGAUAUAAUGAACCUUGAACAUUGGAUUGAGGGUAAUUCUGUUAGCUAAUUGUCAUAGGUUAGUCGUUUUUGGUUAUUACGCUAAACUAUGCUAAUUAUUUCCAACUGCACAGCAUAGCAUAUUAUUGCAAUUUUUGAAUGCAAUAUCAUCCAUCCAACCAUUUUCUAAUCACCCUUUGUCCCUAAUGGGGUCGGGAGGGUUGCUGGUGCCAAUCCUCAGCUAACAUUCCGGGUGAGAGGCGGGGUUCACCCUGGACAGGUUGUCAGUC
Molecule: messenger RNA, 5075 nt
Organism: Gambusia affinis (western mosquitofish)
Lineage: Eukaryota; Metazoa; Chordata; Actinopteri; Cyprinodontiformes; Poeciliidae
Gene: kcnk3b
Product: potassium channel, subfamily K, member 3b
Exons: 2
Coding region: 1461-2636 (391 amino acids)
Biological process (GO): potassium ion transmembrane transport; stabilization of membrane potential
Cellular component (GO): membrane
Molecular function (GO): open rectifier potassium channel activity; potassium ion leak channel activity
Source: RefSeq, a predicted model, not a curated record